Messenger RNA from Botrytis byssoidea, 1503 nucleotides. RefSeq lists its product as uncharacterized. NCBI's taxonomy places the organism in Eukaryota, Fungi, Ascomycota, Leotiomycetes, Helotiales, Sclerotiniaceae. The transcript is spliced from 3 exons. The coding region runs from base 1 to 1503 and encodes 500 amino acids. The record is from RefSeq and is a predicted model, not a curated record.
AUGUCCGCUGAAAAAAUGAUUCAGCGCUGCCAGCUGAGCAGCGCCGCGAAUUUGUUUCUCAACUCUCACGAAGAAUAUGACAAUAAUGAAACACUUCCAUUGAAUCAUCCUACGGCUCCAUAUUACGAUGGUCACAAUUGGAAAUCGGCUGAGUCUGUUGCGAAGGAGCUCGAGCAUCAUAAACAAUCCGCGGUUGAUGAGUAUUUUCGCAUCAAGGAGCAGAUAGAAGACUCGUUUCAAAGAAUUGAACUUGGUUAUAAAAACGCAAAGAGGGUAGAUCAGAACUGCAAGGCAAAGAAUAUUGCACAAAGAGGCUCUGUCAGGGCUACCCAUUACCCCGCAUACUUGCAGACACCCUUCAUUUUGAAUCCCACUCCAAACCGCGUUUCCCCAUGGCCUAGAGGCUUUGAGAAUCCUCAACUCUCCGAGCACACUGGCAUGUUGGGGCUGCCAGUUAACUAUGAUCAUGAAGACAUGGAUCAGGGCGCGUUACAUCUGGAAUUCAUAAGAGCAAACGCUGACAGCAAUGGACGCAAAGAUCAACAAUAUUCCCCGCAGGAUUACCAUGAUCAUAUAUUGGAGCACAGCCAUAAUCCCAACAGCCCUAAUGGAAAUAAGCCCCUUCUUGAAUCAGUGGCUUUAUUUUUGUUUAACAGACUACCACAAACCAUGAAAAGGAUUCGCCAUGAAAUAACCAAGGGAACAGAUGAUGAGAAGAUGAUGAAAGCCGAGAUUUUAUUGUCCAAGCUGAAAAAUAUUUUUCGACGUAAUCAGCUCAAGAGAAAGCUAAUUAAGACGGCCAAUAAGCAUGCGGUGAAAGCGCAGAGAAUGGCCAAUCUCUACAUAGGAUAUAAGAAGUCUGCGUCCCUCCGAGAACAGAUUAAGCAGUUCGAAUAUAUAAAGGAAAGAGGCGGAGAGGGUUAUUUGGAAGUUAACCAUCAUUUAAGUGCGGUACCUAGAUACAUGGAUCGUGAGCUUUCAGGUGAGCGUCUGCUGGGUACAGGACUGUCGAACGGGAUUGGACCUGGUAAUGGAGUCAAACGUAAGCGCAUGGGUUCUGUAUGGCGUAAUCGUGACCCUUAUGGUUUUCAUAGCUCGUUGAGGAUAGUGAGUAAUGCUAGUAGUGAAUUUCAAGAAGAGUACGUCACGAAGGCGACUUAUCCUCCGCCCAAUUGGAUACAUACAGUAGAUGGCGGGGCUGAACAAAUGGCGGAAGAGUCGAUUCCAGAAGACAUAGAUUCAGACGAGAUAUAUUCAGAGACAUCUUCCGACCAGACAUCUCCAAUCGAUAUAUCUUCAGACGAGACAUCUCUCGAGACGAAAUCCGAUGAGUGGGUAACAGAGGAGGAUAAAACAAUGGAGGAUGAGACAAUGGAGGAUGAAACAAUGGAAGAUGAAACAAUGGAGGAUGAAAUAAUGGAAGAUGAAACAAUGGAGGAUGAAACAAUGGAGGUUGAAACAAUGGAGGUUGAACAAGAUGAGGUUGAGAACGGGGAUGAGUAG